This is a messenger RNA of Endocarpon pusillum Z07020, 2562 nucleotides long. RefSeq names its product ATP-dependent RNA helicase DBP4. The record is from RefSeq and is a predicted model, not a curated record. Lineage: Eukaryota; Fungi; Ascomycota; Eurotiomycetes; Verrucariales; Verrucariaceae. The transcript has a single exon. Gene Ontology annotation, molecular function: ATP binding; RNA helicase activity; nucleic acid binding. The coding region runs from base 1 to 2562 and encodes 853 amino acids. Gene Ontology annotation, biological process: rRNA processing. Gene Ontology annotation, cellular component: nucleus.
AUGGCCCCUUCGAGACAUCGAGGCUCGAGGUCGGUGCGCACACACCCGAAAACUCUGAAGAGGAAACGAGGCGAGGAUACCGAUAACGUGGACGAAUUGUCCAAAAGAGUAGCGGACUUGGAGUUAAGACCAGCUACCGCGCCAAUCCUGUUUGCUGAGCUGCCUCUCUCCCAAGCUACUCAAUCCGGCCUGUCCAAGUCUCACUUCAAGACCCUGACUACAAUCCAAUCUCGAGCGAUUCCUGCUGCUUUGAAAUCAAGCGACAUACUCGGCGCUGCCCAAACGGGUUCGGGAAAAACCCUUGCCUUCUUGAUACCGGUCCUGGAGAACCUGUAUCGAAGACGAUGGACCGAAUACGACGGCCUCGGUGCGUUGAUCCUGUCUCCGACCCGAGAGCUGGCAAUUCAGAUUUUCGAGGUCCUGCGAAAAGUGGGCAGGAACCACACCUUCUCUGCUGGUCUCGUCAUAGGGGGAAAGCCGCUUCGGGAGGAACGCGAGCGACUUGGUCGGAUGAACAUCCUCGUUGCAACCCCUGGAAGAAUGCUGCAGCACAUGGACCAGACGGCGGAGUUUGAGAUUGGGAAUCUGCAAAUGCUGGUACUCGAUGAGGCAGACAGGAUCAUGGACAUGGGCUUUCAGGGAACUGUCGAUGCGAUCGUGGAACACUUGCCGAAAGAACGACAAACCUUGCUAUUCAGUGCUACCCAGACGAAAAAGGUUUCAGACCUGGCCCGAUUGAGCUUGAGAGAGCCAGAAUUUGUGUCUGCCCACGAGGGAGCUGAGAGCGCAACGCCUAGUACGCUUCAGCAGAAUUAUGUGGUGACACCACUGCCGGAGAAGCUCGACACGCUCUGGAGCUUCAUCCGAGCCAAUUUGAAAAAAAAGAUACUCGUCUUCUUGAGCUCGGGAAAGCAGGUCAGGUUUCUCUACGAAGCACUACGACAUCUUCAGCCAGGAUUACCUCUGCUGCAUCUUCAUGGACGACAAAGGCAGGCUGCUAGAUUAGAUAUUACCACACGUUUCUCGUCUAGCAAGAAUGCUUGUCUCCUUGCAACAGAUGUUGCUGCAAGGGGCCUGGACUUCCCAGCUGUUGACUGGGUGGUUCAAGUAGACUGCCCCGAGGAUGCCGAUACCUACAUCCACCGGGUGGGACGUACGGCAAGGUACGAGCACAAAGGACGUGCAGUGAUGUUCUUGGACCCUAGCGAAGAGGAAGGUAUGUUGAAAGCGCUUGAGAGGAAGAAGGUCGCCAUCGAGAAGAUCAAUGUCAGGCAGAAAAAGAUGCAAAACACGAUCAAGAACCAGCUACAAAAUAUGUGCUUCAAGGAUCCCGAGUUGAAGUAUCUAGGUCAGAAGUGCUUUGUAUCCUAUGUUCGAUCCAUCCAUAUCCAGAGAGACAAGGAUAUUUUCAAAAUUAAAGAGUUGGAUCUCGAGAGUUAUGCAGCCAGUCUAGGACUUCCGGGUACGCCUAAUGUCAAGUUUGUGAAAGGAGAAGACGCCAAAGCCAGGAAGAAUGCACCGAGGCAGCUGCUUGAGUUUUCAAGUGGAAGCGAGGGUGAUGAGGAAGCAAGAAGGAAAGACACAGCAAAGCCGACUGUCAGGACAAAGUAUGACCGUAUGUUCGAGAGAAGGAACCAGGACGUGCUGGCAGACCACUACAAGAAGAUGAUUGAUGACAAAGAGAACUUGAACGGCGCAGAAAGUGGUGGAAAUCAUUAUCAUGACACUGCCGAUGCAGAUGAAGACGACGAUUUCUUGGCCGUCAAGAGACGUUUUGACGCAGGCGACCAUGCUCUGGGCCAGGAAGCCUCGUCCUCCACUGGCUCCGACAGCUCCGACAGUGAAAACACCAUUCCCACCAAGAAACCGCUCCGAACCACCAACUCGAAUCCCACGCCACCCGUCAAGAAAGCUCUCCACCUCUCCUCUAACACCGAGCCUCUAAUAAUCGACUCCAACCGCCGCGCAAAACUCCUCAAAUCCAAAAAAGCCCUCCUCAAAUACAAGGGCCACGGCUCACAUCUGCACUUCGAUUCCGAAGGUCUCAACCCCCACGAAGCGGAAUACUACGAACGAGAAGACGAGUUCCGGAAGAAGGGGUUGCCGGAGGAACAGAGGGAGGUGUUCUUGCGAGAAGAGAGGGAGAGAGCUAGGGAGGCCGACGUAAGAGAUAAGGAAGUGGAGAGGAGAAAGAGGAGGGAGAAAAAGGAGAAGAGGAAGGGGAGGGAGAGGGAGGACGGGCACUUGGUGUUGGGGGCUGAAGAGGGGGUUGCUGUGUUGGCGCCGUAUGAGGAAGAGGAAGAGGAAGGAGGAGCGGAGGAGGGCCCAGUGUUGGCUGGGAAUGGCGCUGGUACGGAGAAGAGACGAAAGAAAUGGUUUGAGGAUCCCUCUUCGGGAGAGGACGACGAUAAGCGUGAGCGGGAGCGGCAGGGAAACUCGAAGGCCAAGCGCAGGAAGAAGGGGGCUGAGGCUAACCUACGUGGGCAAGAGCGAGAGCAAGAGCAAGUGCCGCAGACAGUGGAGGAGCUGGAGGCGAUGGCGCAGGGGCUGCUGCGUAGCUGA